This is a messenger RNA of Coregonus clupeaformis (lake whitefish), 3042 nucleotides long. Its product is annotated as AP-1 complex subunit sigma-1A. Gene Ontology annotation, molecular function: clathrin-cargo adaptor activity. The transcript is spliced from 7 exons. Gene Ontology annotation, biological process: intracellular protein transport; vesicle-mediated transport. The coding region runs from base 403 to 876 and encodes 157 amino acids. The record is from RefSeq and is a predicted model, not a curated record. Gene Ontology annotation, cellular component: intracellular membrane-bounded organelle; AP-1 adaptor complex; membrane coat. NCBI's taxonomy places the organism in Eukaryota, Metazoa, Chordata, Actinopteri, Salmoniformes, Salmonidae.
AACUGCUGACGUCUGUCACCGGAGUCGUUCUUACUAGCUAGCUGGCUGAAUGGGUUGCUUGCUCGAGCAGUAGUAUUCUGAAACAGACAUGGAAUGUUGACGUUUGCUGUGUUUAAAACGAAAAGGAAAAUCAAGUAAUUCAUAUACAAAGAUCCAAGUUAAUAUUUGCGUUGAGAACCUGAUAAAAUGGACAGCCAGAAUUAGGGUGACUAAAUCAAUGGAGGCCAGAGAAAAAUGUGUUCAGAAAUCAAGAAAAUUGCAUCGUGUCAGCUAGGCUGGAUUCUGUGCAAGAAUUAAGGCUACUGGCUACCUGACAGGCUCACUUUACUGUUGAGCUCAUCAUCUUUCUUCUCCAAUCCGCAGAGAUUAAUACUAGAGAGAAGGCACUGAGCGGGUUCGACUAUGCGUUUCAUGUUGCUGUUCAGUCGGCAGGGGAAGCUGCGUCUCCAGAAGUGGUACACGGCCACGGCCGAGAGGGACAAGAAGAAGAUGGUGAGGGAGCUCAUGCAGGUUGUGCUGGCCCGCAAGCCCAAGAUGUGCAGCUUCCUGGAGUGGAGGGACCUCAAGAUCGUCUACAAGAGGUAUGCCAGUCUGUAUUUCUGCUGUGCGGUGGAGGAGCAGGACAACGAACUCAUCACUCUAGAGGUCAUCCACCGCUUCGUAGAGCUACUGGAUAAGUACUUCGGCAGUGUAUGUGAGCUGGACAUCAUCUUUAACUUUGAGAAGGCCUACUUUAUACUGGAUGAGUUUCUGAUGGGGGGGGAGAUCCAAGACACGUCCAAGAAGAGUGUACUCAAGGCCAUCGAACAGGCCGACCUACUACAGGAGGAGGACGAGUCUCCAAGAAGUGUUCUAGAGGAGAUGGGCCUGGCGUAGUGACAGCAGGGUACUCUGAUCCCAGCACUUUUUAUCAGGCGACAGACGAAGAGACAGAGGACUUUGGGUUACAUGUGCAACAGGGUGGAGGAAAGGGGGUUUGACGUGUGUGUGUGUUGGGUGGAGGGUGAAUGGAGGGGGUUUGGGGGGGUGGCUGGGAGGGAGUAAGGGCUGGAAUGGAAGCUGUUAUCUAAGGCUGUGUCAAGUGGCACUCUAUUCCCACAUAGUACUCUAGGGCUCUGGCCAAAAGAAGUGCAGCUUUUUUUAGGUAAAAUAGGGUGUCAAUUGAGAUUCACACAUUGACGUUCUGGUACUGAAUUCAAGACAUUGCUGACAUUGUUGUAUAUUAUCAUGAUGAUCCACACCCUAUUUAUAUUAGCUCUGUGAAAAUGGUGCCACUUUUGGCCGAAUGAUUUAGCUACUACUGUUGUAUGACCCAGACUUGGGUUCAAAUACUAUCUGAAAUUGUUCAAGUACUUCUAGCGUUUGCUUUAGCCUGCAGGGAGGCCAUUAUAUUGGUUCCGUUCUGCCAGGACGCUCAAUCAAGCUCAGCUUUAAGUAUUUGAGAUAGUAUUUGAACCACGGUCUGAUUUGACCUUUGAACUUUCCCUCGAGACGCAGGUCAGAAUGCAUCUUAAGACUUUUUUUAGCAGGAGAUGAAAUAAGACAUCAAAACAUUUUACCCAACAGAUUACGUUUUAUCAGAUUAGGGUGCGUCUCAAAUGGCACCCUAUUCCCUAUAUAGUGCACUACUUUUGACCAGGGCCCAUAGGGCUCUGGUCAAAAUUAACGCUCUAUGUAGGGAAUAGGGUGGCAUUUUGAGGGACACAGGGAUUUUCUUUUAAAUGAAUGGUCGUUAAAUAUUUUGUAAAUGUACCACACGUUAUGAGAAUAAUAUAAUAUGUUUGCUGUUUUUAUUGUUUUUAAGGGACCACAUUGAUUGUCUGCAUUGGUGAGUUAUGUUGAACCCAUAGUAGGAUCUGUUGUAGGGGUACACACAAAGAACACAUUCUUGCCCUUCCCAUUUAUAUGUCAAUCUGUAGAAUGAUUCUUCCCAAAUUCCGGAUCCAUCCAGAGUUCCUUAGAAUUGAGAAUUAUAUUUCUGCGUUCUAUUCCGCAACUGUUUUUCUCUGUCUCUCAGCCUGUGUGUGGCUGUGCUAACAUGAAUGUGUUUAUGUGGAAAGGGCUCAAUGUGAUAGUAUGCAAUGUAGUGAUGAUGAUGAUGAUUCAGAUGAGACUAACCCAGGGCACGAAAAUAUAGGCAGAGAGAGGGAGAGUUUGUUGUUUCUGAGCAGCAACGUAAAACAAAAGGCAAACAAACUACUUUGACAUACACGUGACUUUUUAGAGAAAUAAUGGACCUAGCUACCAUUCCUAUACCAACAAACACAUUAAAUGCAGUACGUUUUACGCCUAUCAAAUACCUACUUUCCAAAGAGUAAUAAUAUUUUUGUCUGCAACGAGGGAAUAGACCAAUAGGAAUAAACUGAAACUAGAAGAGUUUGGCUUCAGAUUGUAGACAUGUGUUCUUAUUACCUGACUUUAGCCCAUUGAUUUAAAUAAGAUACGUUCCAACAUUCAUACUAGCAUACUACUUGCUAUUGUGCGUUCCCAAUACAUUGCUUCACUCCAAUUAGUAUCAAUACAUAGGCUACAUUCCAAUAUCCACACUAGCAUACCACUUAGGUGGUGUUCCAAAUGGCACCCUAUUUAGGGCAGUACUUUUGACCAGAGGCCGAAAUAUGGAACAGGGUGCAGUUUGGGAUGAAGCCUUUGCCCACUGUAUUGCUCCAUUCAAAGUGGUAUACUAGUAUGGUCAAUGGGACAGAACUAUUGCUUCAUUAUUAGUAGUGCGCUAGUGUGGAUUAUUGGAACUGCGCCGAAUAAGAAAUUAGAAGAUAUUUUGAUUUGCAUUUUUUCAGGGACUCAAAAAGGUGUGUGUGUGUAGGGUUUUAUUCAUUUGGGAUCCAGCAUGAGGGAUGGGUGGCAUAUGAUAAAUAACUAUUGACCUACGGUCCAGUCAUGGUACCCUAUUCCUUUUAUAGGGUUAUGGUCAAAAGUAGUGCACUAUAAAGAGAAAAGGGUACUAUUUGGGAUGCAGCAUAUUAUCGAAGGGAAUCGUGUGAAUGUAAUUUUAUAAUAAAAAUAAAAUGCAAUUAGAAAGGA